Molecule: messenger RNA, 6803 nt
Organism: Lates calcarifer (barramundi perch)
Lineage: Eukaryota; Metazoa; Chordata; Actinopteri; Centropomidae
Gene: bcas3
Product: BCAS3 microtubule associated cell migration factor
Exons: 24
Coding region: 128-2662 (844 amino acids)
Biological process (GO): autophagy; response to starvation
Cellular component (GO): cytoplasm
Molecular function (GO): protein binding
Source: RefSeq, a predicted model, not a curated record
AUACAACGCAGUUCCGCAAAUUUAGUCUGUUUGUGUUUUGACGGUAGAGAUCCCCAAACCACUACGCAAGUUCAUAACCAAGGAGACUGUCUGCAUUCAACACCUCGGAUUAGAAACGGGAGACAAAAUGGCAUCUGACUCUCCACGCAGACCAAGUCGCUGUGCUGGAGGGGUUUUGGUGCGAGCACAAGCUGCUACGGAGCAGUCUUACAUGGAAAGUGUGGUGACCUUCCUGCAGGAUGUAGUCCCCCAGGCAUAUACUGGUGCUCCACCUACUGAUGAAAAGGAGAAAAUAAUUUGGGUUCGAUUUGAGAAAGCUGACAUCAAUGACACUGCCCGCAACCCAGAGUUUAUGGAAAUGCACAGUGGUACUAGUGACCCUCCCCUCUGCCUCAUGAUUGGCUAUACUGACGGGAUGCAGAUCUGGGGCAUAUCUUUGGCAGGUGAAGCCCAAGAGCUGUUCUCAGUGCGCCAUGGUCCUGUGCGAGCAGCUCGCAUUCUGCCAGCGCCUCAUAUCAGUCCUCUGAAGAUGGACAGUUUUGCUGACAAGAGGCCCCUGCUGGGGGUUUGCAAGAGCACAGGGUCCUCUGGGACAAGCCCUCCCUACUGUUGUGCUGACCUGUAUUCUCUACGGACAGGGGAAAUGGUCAAAUCAAUUCAGUUCAAGACACCUAUCUACGAUCUCCACUGUAACAAACAUAUUCUUGUUGUGAGCCUACAAGAAAAGAUUGCGGCAUUUGACAGCUGCACCUUCACUAAGAAGUUCUUUGUUACAAGCUGCUAUCCCUGCCCUGGCCCCAGCCUUAAUCCAAUAUCUCUGGGAAGCCGCUGGCUUGCCUAUGCUGAGAACAAGUUGAUAAGAUGUCACCAGUCUCGUGGAGGAGCUUGCGGUGACAAUGCACAGUCCUAUACAGCUACAGUGAUCAAUGCUGCCAAAACUUUAAAGACAGGCCUGACAAUGGUGGGUAAAGUUGUCACCCAGUUAGCAGGCACAAUACCAGCAGGCACUCCAGAUGAGGAGGGCACACCUCACAGCACGAGCCGCCGUAGCCCCCACAGCCCUGGUGUGGUCACCAUCAUCGACACACACAGUGUUGGUGAGGGACAGGUCUUGGUGAGUGAGGACUCGGAUGGAGAGGGGGUGGUGGCUCACUUCCCAGCUCAUGACAAACCCAUAUCCUGCAUGCAAUUCAACCCCAGUGGAAUGCUGCUGGUGACUGCAGACACUCUGGGCCAUGAUUUUCAUGUCUUCCAGAUCCUCACCCACCCAUGGGCGUCCUCACAGAGUGCUGUUCACCAUCUCUAUACUCUGCACCGUGGGGAAACUGAGGCCAAGGUCCAGGACAUGUGUUUCAGCCAAGAUAGUCGCUGGGUAGCAAUCAGCACCCUUCGAGGCACAACCCACGUCUUUCCCAUCAACCCCUAUGGCGGUGCACCUUGUGCCCGUACACAUAUGUCCCCACGGGUUGUCAACCGGAUGUCUCGCUUUCAAAAGAGCGCUGGCCUGGAGGAGAUUGAACAGGAGCUGAACAGGGCGGCUGCUUUAGGAGGAGCAGGAGGAGCAGGCAUAGGAGGAGGUGGUUGCAUUUUGGGUGGAGGAGGAGGCAUCGGGGGCCGCUGUAGUCCCAUACCAGGCCUGUCCAGCAGUCCCUCAGGGUCUCCACUGCAUGCCAAGCUGAGCAACCAGGAUUCAUACAACAACUUCACCAAUAACAACAUGGGGAACCCACGGCUGUCCCCAUUGCCCAGCCUUACUGUGGUGCUGCCUCUGGCUCAGAUCAAACAGCCUAUGACCCUGGGCACCAUCACUAAGCGUACCGGACCCUACCUCUUUGGGGCAGGAUGUUUUGCCAUUAAAACUCCAUGCAAAGCUAAGCCACCCCCUCAGAUCUCCCCGAGCAAGUCCAGUGGUGGAGAGUUCUGUGUGGCUGCCAUAUUUGCCUCAUCUCGCUCCUGGUUCAUCACCAACCCCAACAUGAAAAGAGAGAAAGAUCAGUCGAGGCAGUCGGUUGUUGACUCGCUGUAUAUCAUCAGUUGCUAUGGUAAUUUGGUGGAGCAUGUCCUCGAACCUCGGCCAAUUAGCACUGCUCAAAAGAUCAGCGAUGAUACACCUUUGGAGCUCAACACCUGUCCUAGGGCAUGCUGGACUCUAGCCAGGACUCCACAGUGGAAUGAGCUGCAGCCACCCUUCAACUCCAACCACCCCUUGGUGUUGGCCUCAGACCUGGUGCAGUACCAUCAGUAUCUUCUGGCUGCGAUGCCCCCAGGAAGCCCUGGCCCAAUCACACGUCAUGAGUCAUCAGACAGUUUGGCAUCAGACCACAGUGGCCAAGAGGAUGAGGAGUGGCUCUCUCAGGUAGAGAUUGUGACCCAUACAGGGCCCCACCGGCGCCUGUGGAUGGGUCCCCAGUUUCAGUUUAAGACCAUUCACCCUUCCGGCCAGACCACAGUCAUCUCCUCCUCAUCCUCAGUGCUACAGUCCCAGGGCCCAACUGAUGUCCCACAACCCCUCUUGGACUUUGACACAGACGACCUGGACCUACACAGUCUAAGAAUCCAACCGGUACGUUCAGAGCCAGUCAGCAUGCCUGGCUCAUCAGGGCUGGUAGCUGAUCGUCGAGGACAGUCCAACAUCAUGGAUGCAGGAUCAGGUUAUUCCUAAAAAAGACGCUCCUCGCCCUGCAAAUUACCAUUUCAAUUGACUUUUUGUUAUUUUUGUUGCUUUUUUCCUCGUAAACACGCCUGUCAUUUUCAUUGCCCCUUCAUCCAUCCAUUCACCCUUCCCUCUCUCCCUCACUACCCAGUCAUUGUUUUAUCAUUGGUGUGAGAGAGAGAAGAGGACAGGCGAGAGGAGGAGGAGAAGGAGGAAGAGAGGAAGAUGGCCAGCUUUUUUCUACUUGUCUGUCUUUCUCUUUGUCUGUCUGUUCAUUUUUGUCUAGAUAUGGCUUCAGAAAGAAGCCAUACAUAGCUCAAGUCCAUGAUAAUAAUAUGUAGUACCAUAUGGCAGUUCUUAAAGAUUAAAUAGCACAACCAUGUCUUCUUGAAGUAAUGUUUAUAUACAACUAAAUUGCAACAACAACGUUAUGAGGGAAAUCUGAUCACUGGCUGGAUUAUGUUCAGAAACAAGAACACAAGUAAACACACUGUGUCUGAAGUUACUAUCAACUUUUUCUGUAUUAAACCAGACCACAGUCUUUCCCUAACGUUUACCAACUGUUAACCAUAGAAUAGUUUAAUAAUUGUGUAAAGACAAGUGAGUCAUUCCCCAAGGCCAAACCAGUUUUUUUUUCUACCUCAAUUGCUGUCCUUAGGAUGCACUUCAUAAAAGCCUGGCAUCACUGAUGUCUUUAAACUAACUGUUACCAGGAGGUAAUAUUAUCAAACGAUUCAGUGCUGUUAAUCCCAAAGCCUGUCAUCCAUUUUUGGUGAUCACCUUCCCACUGCAGUAUGAUCAUCUUGUUAGCAUACUGUCCUCUAGGGUGACCAAGAAACUCAAGCUCUGUACAUAGUUUCCCAGCCUAGUCUCUGUUACUGCUCAUUGUGUAUGUUAAUGUAGGUGAUACACACACAAUACCAGUGUUGUCACUGUGUCACAGCACAGAAGGUGCUGGAGAAAUGAUUUGUUGUUGUUUCAUCUAGGAGAAUUAAUUAACACUAAGCUUUGCAGUUAUAUAUGCUAUUUACAGGCCGCAGUAUAUAGUGAGUGCCAUAGAAAGGCAAACAAAAGGAUGUGGAACUACCUGAACCCCAGUGAAUCAGACUCAGUUCCCACAAUGUUCCCACUGUGUCUCCUCAUUCAAGCUGAUUGAGAGAAGCUGUUCCUGGCAUCCUCUGGUGUGUUACCAGCCCUGCACCAAUGGGGGAUGAUUUCAGUUCAUUUUGGGUAACGUGUAAAUGUAGACAGAAAAUCAGCUAAUACUCCAGGGAAGAAGGUUACUAUUACUUAUUGCGGUGUCUGUGCUUUCUUCAUCCUUCUUUCAACAUCUGCCUCUGAUAGGCUCAUUUUAGAUAAGACCUGCUUUCUUGACCCUCAGCAAACCAAUCAAUAGGACAAUGACAACCACGUGACUGUGACAACUGACAUCUUAAUUUGAAAUGAAACCAAUAGUUUGACUCACAGUAAUUCCUUUCUAUUAUGGUCUUGCUAUCAUCAGAAAGUUGUUUCAAGGGGAGCACAAAUAGUAUCUGUGUUAUUAUGAAUACUUGGUAAUGUACAAAGUAAUUUUCAUAAUUAUCUAUUUUGUUGUUUAACAACUGAAAGAGGAGGAAAUAUAAGAGACUUUUCAUUUUCAUUAUUUACCCAUCAUUGCUGUUUUUUAUAAAUUUCAACAGGGAAUAAAAAUUUGACUGAGCAAGUGCUCCCUCAGUGAAUACAUUACUUUAUCAUUUUCAUUAUCAUUAACUAUAGCCAUAUCAGUUUUCUCCCUCCCCUUUCUGCAUUGCAGAUCUCUGUUAGAGAAAAUGCUACUUGAGCCCGAAAGUUCAAAUUUGAGGUCACUUGUCAAAACUGAUAAUGAUAAUGAGCCAAAGAAAGUUAUUUUUAAAAAGAGCCUUUUCCAAAAUUUGCUGUUUGAUUCAUGCUAUUAUUAACUUUGCCUCUCCACUAAGCAUUACACAUUGAACUGACAGUAUUUUGUGAAAUCACUUUAAAAUUUACAGCACUGACUCACAGGAUGAUGUGAAUCCAAUAUGUUCAUCACAUGAUUCACCAUUAUCUUGAACUUUGGAAACAGAGGUGGACAAAAAUCCUGGUGUUUGAAUGUUUCUGAAAUACUCUGCCCAGCACCUCUGGAAACAAUAAUCAAACCACAUUAAACUGCUUAAAUGAGGCAUCUUUCCCAUUCAACAGUAACUGAACCUAUUGACCUGGUCUGCAUGUUUCAUAUACUGACUUGCAACCACAUUUGCUGUUUGAAGGAGUUUUGUGUUAGCAUUACUAUAGUUGCCACUGAGUCUGUAUAUUAUAUCACAAUUUGUGUCCUGAGAAAGGUGAUUGACAGAUCAUUGAAACUGUUCAGGUAAGAAGCAGAUGGUGUGUCUUUGAGCUGAGUAAUACAAUUUAUUUUAUGUGAUUGAAACAACCAACUGUAAAGCCACUACUAAAAAGUGAAGAGCAAGAGAAAGAUAUGUUGAAUUUUAGAUUGUAUUCAUAAAGAACAGAUGAAGUACACAAGUAAAUAAAAUAUUUAUACAUAAAUUGUGCUAUACCAAUUAUUUGUGCAGUAAAAUUUAGUAUUAUACCCAGAGCCAAAAUUCUGCCUCAUCAGAAGCAGUUACACAGUCCUCCCAGCCCUCUGUUUGCUACAGAGAUUUAAGCAAAGUGUACUGAGUGGCUCAGCUGCCUCAUGUAUAGCAGUACAGUUUUUCUAUGGAGCAGCUAGCACAAGCACAUAUUCAGCACACUCUCAGCAGCAUUUGCCCUUUAGGCAUCAAAUACAGUUAUUAUUAUACACCCAGUUCAAGAUGAGAUGGAAAGGAGGGUCACACUGUGAAGGAGGAAGUGCAUGAGUGCACUUGUGUAUGCAGUGGUCCAGGCAGCUAAAUGUAUGAAUGAGGCUCCUCUAGUGUUCCCUUUGUUCUCCCCAAACAGUUUGUACAUACAGUACCACUUAAAAGAAAUGCACAAGCACAUGUACAAGUUUUAGGUUGAUUGUCCUGUCGGAGAGCUUCUCUAGUAAGUGAUAAGAAUGGAAAUAUCUAAUACAUGAAAAUCCAUGUUUUCCCAGUUGAUUGUCUGAUCUGCUACUUCAUUCUGACUCUUGAAUCUUACAUACUGGACACUAUGUUGAGAGAUAGAAUAGCAUUGUCAUCACAACACACAACAUAAUUUAAUCUUUCAUAUCACUGAAUAUAGUUUCCUAGGUUGAUAUUUUAUGUAUGUUUUACUUUCCUAUCCCAACUUUAAAGCUGCACUGAUCAAUAUAUUGUGAUAUUUGUCAGAUGACUAUGUGUAAUGUAAACCCAUAGAGAAUUGCUACCAACUCUGGAGUUUCUUUCAGCUCAUGGUUUUGAUUUUAUGCCUGCUCUGAGCAAAAUUAUCUGAUUAUCUGUCUAUGAAGAAGUGUAAAAUAAAUAUUUUGAACCAUCUUAAACCAUUUUUCAAGAAGCCAUCUAAUAUAUAAUUACUUAUAUAUAUUGACUCAUUCAGUUGUCAUAGCAUCAACUAGUGCUUUGGAAAAUAGAGUAUUAUUUAUUAUUUAUUUUUCACAGUACUUGGGUUCUGACAUUCACAGUAAUUGUGUUACUCAUCUGUCGGAUGACUGCCAUUACAAAAGGUGCGCACCCUCAAAAUUUCAAAAUUUAGAAUAUGUCCCACUCACAUUGAACAAAAUGCAAAAGUCAAACAAUUACAGUUCUUUUUGAAAAGAAAUAGUACAUGACACAUCCUAGGCCUAUGAUCAUUGGCAAAAUUAAACCUGUGUAUUCUGCUUUUUCAGAACCAAUUUGCUCUCAUCGCAUAUGUCACGGAACUUACUAUCAUUUAGCAUAGUUUAGGCUAAACUUUUAGCAUGGAGCACAAGCACAAAGGGGAUUUAACAGUCUUUAUUUUCAUCUUCUAUCACCUGUCAUUGCACAUAUGUGUCAAAUAAAAUGAAUGUAUGUUUAUACCACUCUGUAUUGUGAGGUCUAGUUUGAUGGUUUUCAAUUACCAAUACAUUUAUCCUGUGUCUAAUAACCAGUUAAAGUCUUUAAAGUUGUAUUUUUGUGAAUAUGUAUAAAACAUAAUUUCAUUUGUAAGUUUACUGUAUGCCAUUUGCAUGGUUUUACCAGUUCCCAUCAUAUAUUAAACAGUGUACGUUUUA